AUCGUGUUGUCAUUUCAUCAUUAAUUAAUUCACGAUGUGGCCGAGAAUUUACAGUCAGAUUGCUGUGCGUGCAAUUAAUGUUUCUGUUAGAUUUUAUUCGAAUCAUGGUUUAUACAGCUUAAAUUCAUGCCAACAACAAUGGUCUGUGAUGCGAUCGAUUCGUCGAUUGAAAACUACAUCGACGGCUACCAAAGGUCUUACCGAUACUGGUCGUUUAUUCAUUGAUUCGAUCAAACGACGUUCACCUAAAAAAAAGACUUUACAAUCGCAACAAACUACCGCAACUGAUGUGGAUGGCCUAUGUGAAAGGCCGGUGGUAGCAUUGAGUACAGCCGACGAAUAUAACCUUGAUGAUUUUGGUGCUGCAUUAGUGCAACAUGGUCUUUAUGAACAAGUUCGCUAUGAUGAUACCAUCCAAAACGAACUGAACGGACAAGUGUUACACAUGACAGCCAAAUACAAAUUGGAAGACGAAAACCGACGAGACUUUUUCGUAUUUGAUGAAGGUUCAAUCGUUUUCUGGAACAUGUCGGCCAGCGAAUGCGGUAUCGUGCUCAAAUUGCUUCGUGAAUUCGAAACCAAACCAUACGAACAGGACAUUGUAAACGAAGAACGUGAAGAGAUUGAUGUUGUGUUGACUAGGUCACCACCAUCGCGACUUUCUCGAGGUUUGAUUUAUCUCAACAUGGAUAACGAACCGAAUGCCGUCAAUUUGGAUAAAUUUGCCUUUUCCAAUGCGAUUGCAUUGUCAGUCAAGCUAUCGAUUUGGGAAGCAAAUCUAGAUCGUUACAUUGACAGUAUCGAAUACAUCACUCAGGAUAUGAAAGAAGGCCGUAAAAUCAAACUGACCCGAGAUGAAGUGUUUAGGAAAACUGGACAACUAUUUGGUCUUCGACAUAGACUCAAUCUUAGUUCAGAUAUGUUGGAUACGCCUGAUUUUUAUUGGGAUCGAGAAGAACUGGAACGAUUAUUUACGGCCACUUAUCUUCAUUUGAACAUUAACAAACGAACUCGGGUGAUGAAUGAAAAACUGAAUCAUUGUAUCGAAUUAAUGGAUCUGCUUUCCAGUCAUCUGAAUGAUAUUCAUCAUGUUCGACUUGAAUGGAUGAUCAUCAUAUUGAUUAUGAUUGAAGUUGUGUUCGAAGUGAUACAUUAUAUCGAGAGAUUUGCCAUUCCUGUCUGAUUAUUUAUAUAUAUUUUGUAACUUUUUUUCCGAUAAAAAUUAAAUAAAAUUUCAUAUUUCAAGUUUU
Molecule: messenger RNA, 1250 nt
Organism: Dermatophagoides pteronyssinus (European house dust mite)
Lineage: Eukaryota; Metazoa; Arthropoda; Arachnida; Sarcoptiformes; Pyroglyphidae
Product: required for meiotic nuclear division protein 1 homolog
Biological process (GO): positive regulation of mitochondrial translation
Source: RefSeq, a predicted model, not a curated record